AUGGUUGCACCGGAGAACGCGGAAUGCGAUUGGUGUGGAAUGCGAGGGGACUUUGCCUAUCGCUGUCCGAACCCCGGCCACAUGAGAUAUUGGAGGCCGUGUGAUUCAUGCGGAGAGCUGGGACACUUGAACAAUCAUUGUUGGAGAGCUAGAUCAGAUCGUCCAUUGUUUCCAGAACCUACCUGUUGUACCGAGUGUGGAGGGAGUGGACACUUCCCUCAUCGUUGUCCAUACCGAGUUGUGCGAGAGAAUUUAAACCCAUCCAGUCAACUUGAGGGGACGGGAGAGAACCCGUUGGACAAAGCUGUUCGAGGAGAAGAGAACCCGACGAACCAAGCUGGAACAUCAUUGUCUGCUGCCUCUACCUCAACCGAGUCUCCCGCUGAACCGCCACCUGAUGAGCCAGCUAGGGAGUGUGUAUGCUCCUGUGAGGCGUGUACUAGGCUCAAGAACCCAUAG
Messenger RNA from Camelina sativa (false flax), 459 nucleotides. NCBI's taxonomy places the organism in Eukaryota, Viridiplantae, Streptophyta, Magnoliopsida, Brassicales, Brassicaceae. The record is from RefSeq and is a predicted model, not a curated record.